Camelina sativa (false flax) is the source of this 2274-nucleotide messenger RNA. The record is from RefSeq and is a predicted model, not a curated record. Lineage: Eukaryota; Viridiplantae; Streptophyta; Magnoliopsida; Brassicales; Brassicaceae.
AUGACGUUGUCACCGAUAGCCGAAAGCCCGUCGACGGAAGAACAAGCGGACAUGUUUGGUGAUGUGUACGACAAGCUGGGCACCCUCAGCCUCCAAAUCAAAGAAAUCCAGGAUGGGAAGCGGCUCUCAGAUCAAAAGCUUGACACCAUGCUGGUGCGUUUCAACGCCUCCGAUGACAGGAUGCUUGAGAUCCACAAAAAACUCGAGUUCUUGCUGUCUUCUUUUCCGGCGCCGGGAACAGUGAAGGAGCAGGGGUCAACAAGCUUUCUCGAAACACCUCCUUCUCAAGAUUCUCGCAUCCCGGAUCCACCGCCGCCUUCCGUACCAGUUCGUCGGGAACUCGCUCCUGCCAUGCGCGACACCUACGAGAGGGGUCCAAAUCCGCGUGAGUCGUUGUUAAAAAAUGUCGAGAUGCCUUUAUUUGACGGAACGGAAGCUUACAGCUGGAUCGCUAGGGUUGAGCGUUUCUUUCGAAUGGGUGGGUUUACCGAUGCCGACAGACUGGAGCUGGUCUCUGUCAGCCUCACCGGCGAUGCCCUGAGCUGGUACAACUGGGAGAUUAACCGUCUGCCUUUCCAAUCUUGGCUACAGUUUAAGGCAAGGUUGCUUCUCCGAUUUGGGAAUCUCAAAAGCAGAGGACCAAGUCAGAGCCUUUUUUGCCUUAAGCAAACCGGUACAGUUGCCGAAUACAUCCAUCAGUUCGAAGACCUAUCUUCUCAAGUCUCAGGCUUAGAUGAUAACAAGUUGGAGGGUAUUUUCUUAAAUGGGUUGUCUUUGGAGAUGCAAGAGAUCAUCCACAUGUGGAAACCACAGAGCUUACCUGAGAUGGUUGGGGUAGCACGCGAUAUGGAAUCAAGCCUCAUCAGACGAGUGGUAUUGCGGGAACUCCAGUCAGACAAAGGUACACUUAAACAUCACCAGGAGAGUGGCCAAUCCAAUUUUUCACACUCUGGAGGAGGAAAGUCGAAACCUUUUGUCACCAUUCAGCAUAGUCAGCGUGAACCCCCACCCGCGACCACCUCAAGACCUCGUAAGCAUUUCACAGAUGCAGAGUUGGACGAGAAACGGCGUCGGGGACUGUGUUUCAAGUGCGAUGGCCGCUACUUUAAGGGUCACGUCUGUCCUAACAAAGAACUUCAGGUAAUGGCUGUUAUUCACGGUUAUGAAAUGGAGGUUUUAGAGGAAAACAUGGUGGAACUUGAGGAUACAGGGAACAACGAGGAUCAACCUCAACUGAUGUCACUAUCCUAUGCGUCAUACAUGGGUAUCUCUUCCGAACAUACCAUGAAGAUGCGUGGCACUCUUGGCAAACAACCUAUCGUAGUUAUGCUCGACAGUGGUGCUACUCACAAUUUCAUCACACCAGGCUUGGCAGCUAAACUUCGAGUAGGACAUGAAAAGACGACGGGGCUACAUAUCAUCCUAGGCACAGGCAUAACAGUGCGAGGCUCGGGAGUUUGUAGACAGGUCAGUUUCUCCGUCCAAGGGGUUGAGUUUAACGGUGAUCUGGUUACUUUGGAUCUGGCCAAUGUGGACAUUAUUCUGGGCAUGGCUUGGCACAGAACCUUGGGUGACUGUGAUGUCAACUGGGAUAAACAGACAAUCUCCUUCUGGCAUAGAGGUCGUCGUGAAACGUUGUGUGGUGAACUGGAUCUUCAUGUCUCCAAGAUGUCUCUCAAGACUUUCUCGACUACUGUUGUACCUUCCUUCAGUAAACCCUCCGCAGUGCUCUCACCUCUGCCUGAACCUCUGUCCACAGUCCUAGAUACGUUUGCAGAUGUUUUUGCUUCCCCAACUACGUUGCCACCAAUUCGAGGUAGGGAACACUCAAUCAAGUUACUUCCUCACUCGGGAACUAUCAGUGUCCGGCCAUACCGUUAUCCUCAUGCACACAAGGAGGCCAUGGGAGAGUUAGUUCACGAAAUGCUACAGGCGGGUAUCAUUAGACCGAGUACGAGCCCUUUUUCUAGCCCUGUUUUGCUGGUUAAGAAGAAAGACAAUUCCUGGCGUUUCUGCGUCGACUACAGAGCUCUGAACAGAGCUACCAUUGCGGAGAAGUUCCCCAUCCCCUUGAUUGACGAGCUUCUGGACGAGUUGUGUGGAGCUCAAAUAUUUUCGAAGCUGGACCUCAGGUCAGGGUACCAUCAAAUCCGAAUGAAAGAAGAGGACGUUGAGAAGACCGCUUUCCGCACUCAUGAUGGACAUUUUGAGUUCCUUCAAGACUCUGGACGAGCACAUCGCCCACCUCACCACGAUUCUUCAAGUGUUCUCUGA